AUGAGAAAGAUCCAACAGUUGGAUCGCUCCAACUGCUCCGCCUUGAAAUCGCGAAACAAACCGAUCAUCGCUGCUGCACACGACGAAAACUCGUCAAGUUGGGAGUCUCGUUCGUCUCUUGACGGUGUACAUGGCUUGCGUGUUGACAUCAUAGGCAACGCAGCCGACUCCAGUCUGGCGGCUACAGCAUCUCAACCAGGCAGGGCGGAUCGAGAUGCUGGAGUUGAGAGGAGAUGCCGUGAGCCAAUAUGCUUGCCGCUCUGCUUGGAGCCUCCCUUCCCAGUGGCAAGGGGCCAUUUUAGCCCAAAACGAAAUGAGCACGAGCGUUUCCCUGAAGCAGGAACCCGUGGGAAAGCAAGCCUGGCUCCUCUAACUCGUUUCCCCCCUGGUAAAAAUAUCCAGCCAUGUAACUUUGUCUUAUAUAAGUCAGUCAGCUCCAUCGACUAUCCACAGGAAGAAACCCUUUUGGAGAGUGUUAAGAGGAGAAACAUGACACAAGCGCCAAGUUUGAUGGUUGCCCCUGGGUCGUUUGCUCUUAUGAGUGGCAGGCCGGAGCGCACCCCGUAA
Trichophyton rubrum CBS 118892 is the source of this 567-nucleotide messenger RNA. RefSeq lists its product as uncharacterized. Lineage: Eukaryota; Fungi; Ascomycota; Eurotiomycetes; Onygenales; Arthrodermataceae. The transcript is spliced from 3 exons. The coding region runs from base 1 to 567 and encodes 188 amino acids. The record is from RefSeq and is a predicted model, not a curated record.